Messenger RNA from Zonotrichia albicollis (white-throated sparrow), 8052 nucleotides. It is a transcript of the gene C5H4orf33, whose product is annotated as chromosome 5 C4orf33 homolog. The record is from RefSeq and is a predicted model, not a curated record. NCBI's taxonomy places the organism in Eukaryota, Metazoa, Chordata, Aves, Passeriformes, Passerellidae.
GGGCCGGGUGGGAGGAACGCCUCGGUAAACUCUGCUUAAGGGGUUCUCUGCUUGCUGUGGGUUAAAGAUUGGUUUUUAAAUUUCCCUUCGCUGGUUAAAGCUCCCUUCGGCGCUUAAAUUUCCCUUCGGGAAGACAAUCGGGCUGUGGCCGGAGCAGCCGAGCUCUGCCCGCCGGGGGCUGUGGGCAGGCGGGAGCGGCCGCUGCUCCCGGGGAACCGGCGGCAGGAGGAGAGGACACAGCCCAGUCGUGUAGUACCCGAAGAUGGAAUUUCUCAUUGAGCACACCUGGGAUGGUUUGCCUGUGAGCCACGAGCCGGUUUCAAUUGGGCUGAGGCCGGAUAAUGCAGGAUUGCUGAUGCAAAUUCGGGCUCCUUUCUUUAACGACCCUCCAGCACCUCCCGGAGAGCCAGGGAAACCUUUUGGUGGGCUCUGGGACUAUGAGGUUGUAGAAGCAUUCUUUCUGAGUGACAGAAGUGAGCAGUAUUUGGAAGUUGAGCUUUGUCCCCAUGGGCAGUACUUACUGCUGCUGCUUUCUGGCAGAAGAAAAGCAUGGAAAGAACAACUUCCUUUGGAGUUUGAGGUGACCAGAAUGGAAACCAGAUGGGAGGGUAAAGCUCUUCUCCCUUGGAGUUAUUUCCCACCAUGCACUGACAAGUUCAAUGCAUUUGCAAUUCAUGGCUCGGGAGAAGAGAGAAAAUAUGAAGCACUUUACCCUGUGCCUCCACACCAAGUGCAGGAAGGACAGGAACCAGAUUUUCAUCGUUUGGAAUUUUUCAAAGACUUGAACCUGAAAGAACUAACAGGAGAAGACUGGAAGCAGCCUGAAUCAGAUAUAUGGAAAUCUCUCACUAAAUGAAUGGAUUGAGGCAUAAAUUUUUGUAGUGUUGGAGUUGGCUGGAGCUGUGUGGAAACAACUCCCUCCUUCUGAGCAGAGGUUGUAGGUACCAGAUUAGCAAGGCUUUCCUUGGCACCAGAAUCAUGGAUCAGUCUGAAAAUCAGCUGCAAAGCUUGUGGAGUUGUUGAUUCUCAAUGUAUGAAUGGCUUGGACUUUUUAAUCUGUGCAAGAGAUGAAUCUGCUGCUGCCAGUGCAGGAAGAAAAAUGUGCUGAAAUUGCAGCUGUGCUUUUGUGAGAGCUCUGAAGUCUGACAAGGCCAAUACCUGGAUUGAAUUUUUUUGGUUUACUCUACUUGCUGUAUUUUAAUUUUGUUGACUGCUGAAGGAGAUCCUUAUGUGCCUAGAUUUUUUGCUUACAAUCAGGAGGAAGAAAAAAUGGAUUUUGGAGGCUCAGUACUUGGCCUGCCAGAGGGAUAACACUGCCCUUUCCCAUAUGUUCCUGUGCGGGAAGUUUUGCCUUGCUUAAUGCCAAAGGGGAAACUUAUUCUGUCCCACAGACCUCUCUGUGGAGUGCCUGAUGGUGUUUAGGGGCAGAGGAUAGAUUUACACAAGGUUUUAUGUGUUUCAGGUGAAGUUUUUGGGACAAAUCAUGCUCAGUAAAAUCUUUUGGUGUAGUUGUGUGCAUGCAAAAGCAGGUUUUUUUUCCUAAGGCUUGUCAUAUUACUUCAAGAAUUUAUCUCAGUUGUCUGAGAAUUUUUUUUUUGGCAUUCCCCUGAAGGCUGGAGAUACUCUGGGUGUACAUUUUCUGUGUAUGGGCAUGAGUCAUUUUAACAAUAUUGAAUAUGAGGUGGCAACAUCUAAUCUGUGAACCGUCACCAGAUUUACAAAUCAUAUGUUCCUUUUUUUUGGUCUAGCUUAGCAGCUGCUGCUUGAUUGUGCCUGCUGAUUUAAUAAACACAUUUUGAUGGUCCUAUUUUUCUCUGCUGCCUUUCAGCUUCACUCUAGCUGUAAGUUCUGCCGGAGAAGAAGGUGGGAACAUCUGCCCUUUGUGAACAUCUCAGUGUGGUUGAUAUCUGAGAUAAACUCUGAACUAACAUGCUUUGUUUAGCUCUAGAUUCUGUCUUUGUACAUUCAGUUUUAUAGAAUGUGCUUUCAAAUUAGAAGAUAUUAGAUUUUUGUGGGUUUUUUUUUUCCUGUGGCAGACUUUGGCAUGCCAGUGCACUCAGCCAUCCAAUUUGCUCUGUUUCAAUUAGACAGUAUAGGUUCCUUGCUGUAAAGUGCCAUCUGUUGAAAAUUGUAAGUAUUGUACAAUCAGUUGUUUGGCUUCUUUUCUACCUUCUAUCCAUGUACAGUUUUCUAAAGGAUGACAUCAGUCUGAAAUAAUGAAUAAUUCAAUAGAUAUUGAUUAAAGUAUCAUCUAGACAUUGAUGCCUCAAAGCUGCUUUAAAAAUUUUAGUCAAAACCAAAAUGCCAUUUGGCAAAACUUUUAGACUUUGUCAAAAAACUGUGUGCAAAGGUUCAAAAUGGGUGUACUGCUUUUCUCACAAAGGUUGUUUUCCUCUGAGGAAUGAUACUUUGUAUGUAAAAGAUAGUAAAUAAAAUUUUUAUUUCUCUUGUUUAUUCCUACUUCAAACUGCUUUGGAUUUGACUUUGUAUGUAAAUGAUGAACUUGGAGGGAAACUGAUUAUUUCCCCCAAAUAAGUAAUUUAAAGUAAAACCAUCUUCCUUGUAGUAUGAAAUGCAAGUGCUAGGUGCUCCAGAAAGUGGAAAUUAUGUUUGCAGUCCCAAAGACCUUGUUCUUUUUGCUUCUUGCCACUAGGUGGGAGAAGAAGGUUGUCUAAACUGUGCCUUGGUGCUGCCAGCCUAGUCACCCUCACAGAUCCAUUCCUUCUUGCUGUAUCCUUGCUUUAGAAAAAGGAUAUUUCAGUCAAACUGAUGGUGCUUUAUUGGAGACGUUUUUUGUUGCAAGAAACCCUUGUCAUCUGUGCAGUUACAGUUUUAAUGUUUGCUUUCCUGCAAGGUUAUUUUCAAAAAUAAUUUUUGAGACAAAACCAAUGGAAGAUAAAUUCCACGAGGUGUCAGUCAAUCUGUAGUACAAAAGUAGUUGUUUGGUGUUCAAAUGAUUUGUGUUAUUCAGGAUUUAAUUUUUAUUUGCAAAUGUCAUGAAUAGUCUCUGGCAAACUUUCCAAAAAGGCUGUUUUGAAUUCUGAAGGAUUUUAUUUCAUUUAAUAGAGGCUGUUUUGUGAGAGGUGGUGCACCCCUUCAAGGGUGAGGCUUCAGUGGUUCAAACAACCUGCAGUGAAACAACAUGAAAACUGUGGCUUAAGAGGGAUAGAAAAUUUGUUUUCUUCAAUACAAAAAUGUAAAACAAAAAGUAAAAAAUGUAAAAACAAAAUUAUGUAUAGAAAACUUGAAUGAUAACGUUACUGGUAGAAGUGAUUUGUACCUUUAACACAAAGCUGGAGCAACUUCAGCUUCUAAGAUUUCUUGUAGUGAUCCUGCACGUUGAGGUUUUUUUGGAUGCUAAAGCCCUUAACAGGAGUACAAUUUUGCUCAUGUCUUUGAGAACUUUAAAAUAUUUUUUUCUGGUAUGCUAGGUCAGAUAUUGGAGAUAGGAAGCUCUAAUUUCAUUCAGGACCAUAUAUUUUUUGAAUGCUGUAGUUAAUACAGCUCCUGCAUUAUCUGUUCCAGUUAUUAGAUACAUGAAUGAGUUGAUAUUGGUACUGGCCAGCACCAUGAUGAUAAAUUACUGCUGAAUGUGAUGUUAAGUACUGUGUUGCUUGCAGUUCCUUUCUUCAAGGUGGUUUUGUGCCUCUGAAAGGAACAGCCCAGAAUGCUUUGUGUUUUAAUUUCUGACCAUGUAAAAAUCCUUUGGAAAUGUGAAUGGCACAGUGCAUAAUUUGCUGCACAUGAAGUUUAAAGCAAUUUUUUCCUGGUACCAGGGCAAUCUCUAAAGUGGAAUUCAUCGCAUUUAAUUAUGGUACUUGUAGAAUAAUGAUGCUGAAAUUUGAUAGUUAACCUGCAUUUAUUUAGUUGGUGAUCCCUUUCUCUUUUUCUUUUGCUGAGUGCUUUGGUUUACUACAGUGUCUCUGAGCAGUGCUUCAGCAAAAGUACAGGGAGGUGUGUUAAGCCUGAUUUAUUCGCACAGGUUGUAUAAACAGCUGUGUAAAAACAUACAAACAGCCUCAGUGAGAUCAAUACAACACUCAUCAUAAACUGUAUUGCAGUUAGGCCUUUUCCCAUCUACCUGUCUGUCUGCUGAAAUUAGUAUUGUCAGGAGAAUUCUGUUCUGUUCAAGCUUGUUUUCAUUAUUCUGUUCCUAACCAAGUGAAAGCCUUGGCUGCAGGGGGUCUGUGGGAGGCUUUCCAGUGAUGGAUCAGGAGGCACUGUUUGUGUCUGCACUGGCUGUGAACAUACCAAAAUAUUUUCCUGUUUCAUUUUCAGCAAUUAUGCUGCAGACUCUCCCAAAGUGUGUGUGUAAAUACGGUCUGCCAGUUCUGUAGUGUAUUUGCAAAUACAAAUGUAUUUUUAAAUGUGGUAGACCAGAGCUAUUAAAAUAGCUGAGGUAAACAUUACUCAAGUAAAAUUAAAUUACCACGUCCUUUCUGCUGUUUUAAAACCAGCCCAGCCAGACUAGUCCAGUGGCUUUCUUGGAAAAUGGAACAGAUUCUAGUGGGGGAAAAAAAAAGUAGUUUUCAGAUGUUACCUUUUUAUAAUACAGAAAUUCCCUCUGUAGAGCACAUUUGUUGCCAAUUUAAUCUUGCCUUUCAUUUCUUGAGGUAUUUCUCUUGAACUCAGCCUCUGCAGGCAAUGAAAUUUAUAUCUUGGUGCCACUAGUAGCUGUCAUAAAAUUAUUCAUCUCUAAUUCUAGGCAAUGUAAUUGGUUCACUUCUUACUGCUGAGUUUGCUUCCUUCAGCAAAUGAAACUGUUUGGAAACUGGUACUUUCUCAGUGCUUUAUAGCUUAUACAAGCCAUGGCAUUUAUAUUUAAUAGUGUCUGGCACUUUAAAGAACUGAUUCUUGUUUUAAAAUUGCAUAUUAGUUUCCUAAAUGUUAACAGGGUAGGCUGUAACCUCUUAUGCCAAGUAUCUGCUUUAAACCUUUUUAAUUUCAGCAAAAUAUUUAGUGGCUUCAGAGGGAGGGUAGUUCAUGAUGUCAGAAGACAGAACCGUGGUCUUGUAGCUCCUUAAAUUCCUGUGACUUCUGGAAUGAAAUGUUGGGACUUGGUGAGAGGUCCACAUUGUCAGGAGUCUUUUUGUGAUUUCUGUGAAGCAGCUUUUCAGAAGAGCACAGCUUGAGAGGUGAACUCUCUGCAGAAUCUGCUGGGAGCAGGAAUCCCGCCCUGGCAGGCAGAAUUGCCAGGGUUUGACUUUGUCAGUGGGAAGUGCUCUUUGUGCCUGGCAGGGGCAGGCUUGGGAUGGGGAGUGCCCUUUGAUUGGGAGCUCAGGCUGGGAGCAGAGCAAGGUGAUAUUUCCCUUUGCACUGCUGCCACUCUGUGCUUGAGGAGGUUCUGUGGACUCAGUGGGAGGCUGGCUGGGAAAGGUACAUGGCAGAAAGAUGAAGGGAUGGGUUUAAAGUAUAUAAAAUCAGAUUAAAGAAAUCCUCUCAGCAUAAAUUUGAAUUUGGGAGAGUGAUAAGACAAGCAUGUGCUCUCUUCCUUACUCUUUUUUAGGCAUCUACCUAUGUAAAAAGGUUACUGUGCUGGAAGGAUUGUUGGCUGGAAAUAUUGCAGCUACUCUUGUAGCUGGAAACCCAAGUGAAGGAAUUGUUGUGUGAUUCCCUGCAGUGGUUUCUCAUUACUUACAAGCUAUACUAGAGCUGUGUGCUAGUAGCUGGGGGCAAAGUAGAGUUCCUUGCUGAUGUUCUCAAAACUGUCUUGCUGAGCAAAGCUAGUGAGAAGUUGAAGCAGAAAGCUGCCAGAAUUCAGGGAAUUGGGAAGCUCAGACUUUGCUGUUGUGGGCUAAGUGGAAACCAUAAAUGAAGAGAGAAUGGGAAAUCUCCACAUGUCUUGCUGGUAACAGAUUCAUUCUCUUCAUGCUCUCUAUGGGGUGGAAUGAGAGUACAGCAUAAAUCAGAGAAUUGUUAAGGCUGGAAAAGACCUCUGAGAUUGAGUCCAGCUCUUAAACUAACCCUGCCAUGCUCAUCACUAUCCCAUGUCCCAUAAUCACAUUUUUUUGAACGCUUCCAGGGACUGUGGUGAUUCCACCACUUUCCUGGACAGCCUGUUCCAGUUUCUUGAAGUGGGCAGCCAGUUGUGGUUCCAGUGUGAUCACCCUCUCAGUGAAGUUCACAUGAUACAUGUUGUUCAGUGGAGUGUAGGAUCACACAGUCAUAGGCUAGAAAUCAAAUAUAAAAUGUGUAAGGCUGCAGAGCACUUGCUCACCUCUGAACUCUUGAGUAGGUGAUGCCACAAUGCCUUUCUGUGCUCCUUUAUAUUCUUGGAUGGAUCCCUUCUAUCACCUCUGCAGGCUCUUUUGUGCUGAAGACAACAGGUGAAGUGCUACCAGCCUGUAUAUCACAAAUCACUGUUCAAACUAACAUUAAUCAUAUUUCCUUAUACUCUUAAAUAGGUCUAACUGUCUUGUUUGUAUUUUGAAAUUGUUGAUGAAACCUGUGUACAAAGCAAGCGUCAAGCCUUCCUUUAAGGGACCUCAUGCAUCAAGCUCUGUCAGAUUAUUGUUAAUAUUGUUCUUUGAGUAGGAAGUGGGGACUAUAUUUUAUCUGUUCAGAUAUUGUUGAUGAGAUGGUCAUUAGAGAAGUCUUUGGCAUGAAAAAUUGUUUUGGAUUUAUAGUGCAGCCUGCUGCCUAAAAGGAGACAUCUUUAUCUUGCCAGUGCCUUUGGCUUGACAUGUGCUCACAGUAGAAUUUUUCAAGUCACAAAGUCAGUCUUUAAAGACAAGGGGAAUUUUUUUAUAUACUGGAAUCCUUCAGACUUGAGUCCAUUUCCACAUGCUGCACCUCUGAAGUGUCAAGACUUAUUGAGAUUUAACAUUUAGGAUUGGAAAAGAAUGUCUGAGCUAAUGAGAAGGGGAUUUUUUUUUUCCUUUUAUUUCUGCACCUGUUUAGGUAUAAUAGAGAAGUAAAUGGACUGCUUUCCAUCCCAGUUAGUCUGUCUAUUUGAUGCUUGUGUGAGGCCCUCCAGAUUAAUUAGCAGGUUUAGUAAAUGAUACAGGAAAGACUAAUCACAUUCUGCAUGUGUUAACUUGAGUGUGCCAAGACUUUGCUUUCACCCUCCUGAGUCUACAAUGCCUGAAGUGCUUCAAAUCCUGAUGGCUUUGCUUAUAAGAUGUGCAAUUUAUCUGUUAAAAUGAGGGUUAUUGCACAGAUUCUGUAUCACCUGCACUGACUGACUGCUUUGUGCUCACUGUAAUGGGAUAUGCAGAGUAAAUAACCUCUCUGGUUAUUAACACCUUCUCCCUCUAUAUAUAUAUGAAUAAUACAUCUAUAGAUAUUUACAAAUGUAGAGAUGUAUUCUGAAAGUCCUCUGUAAUUUUCAACAAUGUCUUGUUUUUUCUGAUGAAAUCUAAUUUUUUCCUGAUUAACAAGACCACAAAAACCUCCUUAGAGAAGAGUUUUGUCUGAAGAUCUGUGCAGCUUUUCUCCUUUCUGUCUUUAGCUUGUGUAUCAACAUUUACAUCUCAAAAUGUUGAUUUAGGCAAAACAGCCCUUAAAAAUUGCCUUUUAGUCAGAAGACUUCUCUGCUCCAUAUAAACUUAAUGAAACAUCUGUGUUUUUUUUCCUCCACUUGUAGAAAGAUCAUUUAAUUAAAAAUUGAUGGUGCUAAUUGACAAAUGUGAUGAUUCCUUUAAACUGUUAAAUAUACUGCUAUUAAAAUCAGUCAUUUCUAAGUACAAGUUAAUGGCUAGUUUAUUAGAACUACUAAUUGCCUAGUUUUUCAGCAGAUGGAAUGAAUUUAAUUAUGGUCAUAAGGACUGGAUUGUUUAAAAAUAAAUUGCAGGUAUUAUGCAAAAUAAGUUUUUUUGGUUUUCAGUAGGGCACACAGUGGGAGACAGUUUAGAGAACGAGUAAAAAGUAAGGAAUGUUUUCCUAUUGCCUCUUGGAAGAUUCAGGUUUGAAAGUUAGUGUUAAACUGCUUGUGUCUUUUCUGACUUAGCUGUGAUGUUCCCUAAGCCUUAUCAAGAGUAGAAUUAAUUGUGGGUGAUUGUGUGUCUCUUCAGCAUCUAAUUAGAACAUCCUAAUUAAAAGCUGUUUUGUGAA